Molecule: messenger RNA, 2052 nt
Organism: Leptopilina heterotoma
Lineage: Eukaryota; Metazoa; Arthropoda; Insecta; Hymenoptera; Figitidae
Gene: Ant
Product: ADP,ATP carrier protein 2
Exons: 4
Coding region: 123-1025 (300 amino acids)
Biological process (GO): mitochondrial ADP transmembrane transport; mitochondrial ATP transmembrane transport
Cellular component (GO): mitochondrial inner membrane
Molecular function (GO): ATP:ADP antiporter activity
Source: RefSeq, a predicted model, not a curated record
AGAGGAAGUCUGACUCGCUCACUCGUCGUCCGGCGCGCGUCCGAUAAAGGAGUCAAGUUCCCUAUCCUCUCGUUCCUUACACUCUUUAACUUUUUAAAUAUACAUAUAUACAUACACACAAGAUGUCUGGACUUGGAGAUCCCGUGGCGUUCGCCAAAGAUUUUAUUGCCGGAGGAGUUUCUGCAGCAAUUUCAAAAACUGCUGUAGCACCAAUUGAACGUGUGAAGCUUCUCCUUCAAGUGCAACACAUUUCUAAGCAAAUCGCUGAGGACCAACGCUACAAGGGUAUGGUCGAUUGUUUCGUCCGUAUUCCAAAAGAACAAGGAUUCUUGAGUUUCUGGCGUGGUAAUUUCGCCAACGUUAUCCGGUACUUCCCCACGCAAGCUUUGAACUUUGCCUUCAAAGACAAGUACAAGCAAGUGUUCCUUGGAGGUGUUGACAAGAAUACCCAAUUCUUCCGUUACUUCCUUGGAAAUCUCGCAUCCGGUGGUGCUGCUGGAGCUACGUCUCUCUGUUUUGUCUACCCUCUUGAUUUUGCAAGAACCAGAUUGGCUGCAGACGUUGGAAAAGGAGCAGGAGGACGUGAGUUCUCAGGUUUAGGAAAUUGUUUAUCGAAGAUUUUCAAAGCCGAUGGACUAAACGGUCUCUACAAAGGAUUCGGUGUAUCGGUCCAGGGUAUUAUCAUCUACAGAGCAGCUUACUUUGGUUUCUAUGAUACCGCUCGUGGUAUGUUGCCUGACCCCAAGAAAACUCCAUUCCUUGUCUCAUGGGGUAUUGCACAGUGCGUUACCACCGUAGCUGGUAUUGUCUCGUAUCCCUUCGACACAGUCCGUAGGCGUAUGAUGAUGCAAUCUGGCAGAGCAAAGUCAGAAAUUCUCUACAAGAGCACAGCUCAUUGCUGGGCAACAAUUGCGAAAUCCGAGGGCACUGGUGCCUUCUUCAAGGGAGCCUUCUCCAACGUACUCCGUGGUACUGGCGGUGCCCUCGUACUUGUAUUGUACGAUGAAAUCAAGAACCUUCUCUAAACAAAAGGCAAUUAGGGUCCUUACCUCAAUUUUCAUUUACCAUUCAUUGAGAGAAAAAAAACUCAUUUUCCAUUUACCACUUAAAUUUUAUCCCUCCUCCCUUAAUUUCCCCCCAAUUAAUUUGAACAUUGAAAGACAAAGCAGUUCUCCUAACACCGAGUGUCCAAUAAACACGAACUACUGUGUCAACAAUUUCAUAAAUAAAUUUUCUCUCUUUCUCUUUCGGGGUCUGAGAGCAAAUAAAAAAAUGGUAGCGGCUCACAAAACGCGUGAAACUCGGCAGAGAAAUAAAAAAAACAAGUGGGAGUUCGACAAUGCUCUGAGCUCCAUAGACUAAAUAAUAAAUUCGCUUUUAUUUAUUGCCGGAUUCAGUAUUUUUCUGAGCCUUACGAAAAACGCGCUUCUCACAUUCUCUCUCUCCUGCCCUGCAACGCGUUUCGAUAUAUAUAUUUGUGAAAUUGAAAAUAACACACGUCGUUUGAAAAUAACAACAAUAAACGCGUGCAGGACGUGUUCAAAUGAGAAUUUUGUGACAUGCGACGUGUGUCGCUCGGGUCAGUGAAACUGAUUAUUUCAACUAUAGAUAUUAAAAUAUAUAUAUAUUGAUUUUAAUUAAAAAUGACAACAAUCAUUGAAAAGCAAAUUUUAUGUGAAAAACAAAAGAAAUUUGUGAGCGAGAGGGACGCGCGGCGAAGAUCAUCAACGGCGAUGGCGGGGCGCGUAGACCUGGGCCGCCCCCCGCCCUUAUUCUCGGCCCAUUGUAGAUAAUUAAUAAUUCGUAAUUAUUGAUGAAACGAUGAUUGUAAUAAUAACAAGUCCACCGUGAAUUAGGCGAGUGGUUAUUUAAUUUCACACUCUGGACAACUAUCUUGUAAGAUAUAAAAGAAGAAAGAAUGAUUUAAAAAAAAAAGAAUAAAGUAAAGUAAAGCGUAAGAGGUAACCUCUGAAUUGUAUGCAUCUAAAAUCUGUUCAUGUUAAGGUGUAUGCAGAGAAGGCGAGAGAUCAAUAAAGUCGAAGUAAAAUUUAA